UCGGGUCUCCGGAGUUAGGUUAAAGAAAGCCUCUAGUCUCGCUUUCGAGGGCUGUUUUGCACGACGCUGCUCGUGAAUGCCUUUACCAAUGCAGUCUUAGGAACCCUUACUCAAAAGAUGCAUCGAUGCCCAAAACAGAAAGGCAUAUUAAGCUAGUGCCUGGAGCCCCGUAGAGAACUGCGUGGUGUUGACCUCAGUCAGCAUGUUUCAGAGUCUACAGGAACCUCAACUCCAGUGCCCCCUUGACAUGGAGCUGGAUGGCAAGAAAAUCAGCCGGGUGGAUCGAUUGGAUGAGGCUGGCUCCCUAGCAGAACCCAUUCCCCACCAGCUAGGCUUCUUGCCUAUCAGCGGGAGGUUCCUCAAAUCUGAAUCGGAGGAUUCUGGUGUUGAAAUGACCAGCAAUGAUCACUCUCCCUCCAGCCCGGAGGGCUCAGAGAAAAGCUUCUGUUUGGACUGUCUUGAUGUCUUCCAGCCUUCGAUGGAAGACUCUCCACCACUUUCUGCAGCUCCCUGCCAAGGCUUCCCCAAAGGUGAAGAGCAGGAGGACCUGGGUCCCAUCCAGGAUCGUGCCUACUGCCGGAAUCUCUCUGCCAGCAAGAAGUUGGCCCAGGUGGUCCAGCGGUCUCAGAAGCACCAGGUGCCUCGCCGAUCCCCCGGGCGGCUGGGUCAGAGGCCCCGUAGCCCAGUGGACUUGGAGGGCCUGAAUUCCUAUCGUUUGCACCGGGCAGCAAGCGUCAACGAGAAUGUGGAUGCUGCUGCAGGGGAAUUGAUUCCUAUGCUGUCUGGCAACAGCACUCCAGAGGAAUGGAGCCCACAAGGACAGGUGCACGAGACUUUGCUGACCAUGCCUGGACAGGGCUUACGGUACUUGGAGCACAUUUGCCAGAUGCUGGAGAAGAUCGCCCGCCUGCAGCAGGCCAACCUUCGACUUCAGCAUCAGCAGCAGAUCAUGGAGUGCCGGGUGCGGGUCCAGGAAUCUGAGAACGAAGGCUUUUCUGAAGAUGUGCCAGAUGGCCCUGGGCUGAUGACACUUGAAAUGCAGGCUGAGGUUCCAGCAACCAUGGAGAAGGUGGCAGAAGAGGAGCAUCUCAAGUCGGCUGACUCCUGGCACCCCCACCACUUCCGGGCCCGCUCUGCCUCGGACACGCGGGCGCUACGGAGCCCAGCCCGUAACCUGGGGAACAAGGAUGGUUGCCCUCAGAAGUCAACAGCCCACUCUGCCAGUUCUCCCAGUUUGCUGGAUCAGCUAGAUGGGGGCUCACACACCUUGCCACCAGGCAUGAAGCUCAAGAACAUAUACCAUAUUGGACAAAGAAGAAUCCCAACCCAGGUGGCGUUUCCUGCCCACUCUGGGUGCAAAAAAGCACAGAUCGAAAGACCUUUCCAUGCGGUGAGCCACAGGUUCUCUUGGAGGCAUGACAGGUCUGGGGCCCCCAAGUCAGUGCUGUCAUGCACAUGGACUCUCCUUCCCUUCCCUGUGAGCUUAUUGGGAGCUGAAAUGCUCCACCCACUUUGACGGUGAGCUUCAAAUCCCCCUCCAGUGGAAGAGAGAAGAGACUUUCAGAUAAAGAAUGGAGACACAAAAGCUCCACCUAGCAAAAUGAUUCUCUUCUAUGAAACCUUCCAACCAAGUGGAAACAUAACUGCUCACUGCAAGCCACAGUCUGCAAAUUCGAAGCCAGCCUUGUGAGCAAAUGCUUCCUCCUCUUGCAGUUUACCCCUUCUGUCCUGUUUUAUUGUUUUCACAUUACAUAUGCACCAGUGCAGUAACGUAAACUAUGCAUCAACAUGGGCUUUGUAAACCAUGGUUAGGGGACCUGGUAUAAAUUACCGUAACCAUGAUUUGUAUCAGCACAUGUAUUGUGUUGGGUCUCUAUUUACAAACCACAGUCUACAGAGAGCCAGUUUUACAUUGGCACAUAGCCUAAUUUUCUUUAGCCUGCCCUUCUUUUUAUUUUUAUACAGUCUUCGGGACAGAUCUCCCUGAGGCUGGUCCUCUGGAGAACACAGGUUUUAGGUCUGUCUCGUACACACCACCAAACAUCACCAUAUUCUGUUAGAAAGAUCCUUUCCCAUCAUUGCCAACUCUCCUAAGAUUUUAGGCUGCUGUCUCAUUGAUUAGGAGCGUGGGCAUAAAAUCUCAUGUGCGUGGUUACUAGGUGAGGACGAUGGCUCUGAGGGGAGAGGAUAGCCCUCUCUUCUCCCAGUCUUCACUAGGAAAUCCCUACAUGGCAGAAUGUGAAAUAACUUAUUGGCCCUGCCUUUAAUUAUGAUUUUCCUUAUGAAACAAAUGACUGACACUCCACAUCUUUUUGUAUGUCCUCACAUACAGCUAUAUAACUUCACAUAUGGAGUGAGCCCUGUAUAUAUUUAUAUGGCCUAAUGGUCACGCAUGUAUGUGUAUAUAGAUGGAAAUUGAUAUAUUCACAAGUUAUAUAAAAGUGAGGAAAAUAAAACUAUUUGCAGACUUUUUUA
Messenger RNA from Podarcis raffonei (Aeolian wall lizard), 2475 nucleotides. RefSeq names its product chromosome 15 C8orf58 homolog (gene C15H8orf58). NCBI's taxonomy places the organism in Eukaryota, Metazoa, Chordata, Lepidosauria, Squamata, Lacertidae. Bases 203 to 1516 code for a protein of 437 amino acids. The record is from RefSeq and is a predicted model, not a curated record. The transcript has 7 exons.